Haliotis rufescens (red abalone) is the source of this 540-nucleotide messenger RNA. RefSeq names its product chitin-binding lectin 1-like. The transcript is spliced from 4 exons. Bases 155 to 493 code for a protein of 112 amino acids. Lineage: Eukaryota; Metazoa; Mollusca; Gastropoda; Lepetellida; Haliotidae. The record is from RefSeq and is a predicted model, not a curated record.
AACGUUCUAACAGGUUUACUGUUAGGCCGGUAAUCGUCCAACAUGAGUGUUUCAUCUGAUAGCUACUUACGACUUUACAUUAAACAUAUCUUUCGACGAGGAGAAUUUGCGUUGGUGUUGGAGUGAUUCGUGACAAUACAAAGUCAUUGAUUAUAUGGAACACGUGGGCUGUAGUACACAUGCAUACAGAAAUAACGGGGUCAUACCGGAAGGAAUCUUUGUUGAGUUGGCCAUGACCCGGAAGUUGCUGUUGGUUCUGCUACUUUGUGUGACUGUGGCAACAUGUGCUACAAAUCAGUGUAGCAAAGUGUGUAAAGACGGCCAGAAAUGUUACCGAAUAGGCUCCACUGAGUUUUGUGGUCCUGACCUUUCCAAUAUCAGUUCCGUCUUUGGCAACCCUGGAGGAUGGCCGCCGCCGCCGCCGCCGCCACCGCCACCGCCACCGCCACCGCCGCCGCCACCGCCGCCAUCAACGCCACCGCCUGGGAGGUAAACUUCAAGAAGGCCUGUUGUACAGUUCAGAGUACAUCUCUUGAAUAA